AUGCUCAGGACCCUGCGGCUGGCCCUGCUGGCUCUGGUCAGCGCAGCAGGCCCAACCCAGGCCAGUGGCUUCACAGAAAAAGGCCUUUCCCUGCUGAGUUUCCAGCUGUGCAACUCCAGCGUGACCCGAAACGUCCAGAAGGUGGAGGCCGUCCAGACGUUGCACGUGACCUACGCCCCCUGCGGUGGGUGGAUCCCGUGGAGGCGAUGCCCCAAGAUGGUCUACAGAACCCGGUACCUGACCGUGGAGGUCCCCGAGGCCAGGAACGUGACCCACUGCUGUGCGGGUUACGAGCAGCUGGGCCUCUACUGCGUCCUGCCCCUGAAUCAGUCCAGAGAGUUUGCCUCGAGACCUGGGGUCUGCCCAGUGGUGGGGCCGGAAGCCCCCGCCUCACCGUGUGUGCUGGACACAGACUGCCCGGGACUUCGAAAGUGCUGCCCUUCAUCCCGGGGCCGCCACUGCGUGGCCCCUGCUCCCCCAGCUCCGUCUUACAGAGACCCGGUGACCUUCUGGUACCAGGUGACUGUCCUGGUGAAAAUGGACUUCAGGGAGCUCAAGGAGGUGGACCCCAGGCUCCUGGACCACGUGCGGCUUCUGCACUCCAUGGUCACCAGUGCCUUGCAGCCGCUGCGUCCCGCUGUCCACCACCUGCAGUCAGCCCGCGGGGACACCUCCCUCACGGUGUCACAGCUGCUCCUGGGCUUGCCUCGGCCGGUGCCUGUGGCCCGGGUCUCCGCGAUGCUGGAUGAGGUCGUGAAGCGCGUCUAUGAAGUGAUUGACAUCCAGGCGCAAGAUGUCGACGAAUGCUUCAUCGAUGAACUCAGUGCCUGCUCCGGGAAGGACCAGUGUUUGAGCAUGCAGGGCUCGUCCCAGUGCACCUGUCACCCCGAGCCUCUGGCCUCGGGUCCCCAGAAGCUGGACCGCACGUGUGGAGGCUGCCCUCCCAUCCGGGACUACGCCAUCCUCAAUGUCACCAGCAGCAGCUUUCGGGUGUCUUGGAGUUUAAAUUCUACCCGGCGCCGCCCUUUCCACAUGCGGGUUUACAAGGGGGAGGAGCUCGUCUGGAGCUCCAGGACUGCGGGGAGGACCCUGCAGGUGGCGGGGCUGGAGGCCGGAGAGCUGUACACGGUAAAGACCAGCUACCAGGCGUGCGGGGCCAAUGUCACCGCCACGUUGGCCGUCAGAACAGAUGCCCGCAUCUUCCGGGUCACCGUCAGGGUCCUAAACCGCACCGCGACGGACGAGCUGCGCAGCCGUAGCGGCCCGGAGUACCGGGACUUCUCCCGACAGCUGCUCAGCGAGGUUGAAAACUCCCUCCCGCCGGCGCUGUCCGACCUGCACAGGAGAGGGAAGCUGAGGCUGCGGGUCGUCUCUCUCUGGGCCGGAAGCGUGGUGGUGACGCUCAGGCUGACGGUUCAGGACCCCGAGUUCCCCGUGGGAGUCUCCACGCUCGUCCCCAUGCUCCCACCUCUGCUGGCCAGCACGGUGUUCCAGAUCGACCCGCGGGGGACGCGCGUGCAAGAUUGGGACGAGUGUGCAGAGGGACACGACUGCUCCCCCGCCGCCCAGUGCAUCAACCUGGAGGGCUCCUACACCUGUCGGUGCACGAUGGUCAGGGACGCCGACCCCUCCCGCGCCGGCCGGGCCUGCGAGGGUGACGUGAUGAACCCCGUGGAAGGUGACCUGCCUCCGGCAACAGGCGGAACAGCCCUUGGCCGGGAGACUCCCGCCUUGUGGCCCAGCCCUGGGCACCCCUGGGGCACCCCUGCUGCAGGCCAGACCCAGACCGCAGGGCCCCCACCCAGGAAUGGGGGCAGCGGCGUGGUCAAGCAGGACAGGAACAGCACAGGGCAAGGCAUGGACGAGAUGCCCAGCGUGGCCCAAGGCCUGGUGACCGGCCAGUGGACAGCUAGCAGGACUCCCGGGACAAUCCCCAGCUCCCCUCCUAGGACCGUGAAGGGCUUGCUGGACACCUCUGGAUGGUUAGCAAGAAACUCCAGCAUGGAACCGUCCUUCUGGCCCACCCCUAGCGAGGGCCCCACAGACCACAUGGAGUGGCACACCAGUGUCCCCACUUGGAAUACACCACCAGCGCCUCCGGGCCCCACAGAGCCACGCGACUUGGACUCUGGGCCCUCCAUUCCCCCUGACCUGCCCUCAGCUCACACUGCUGAGUCUCUGAAGCUUGCGGCCUGUGUUCCCGGCCCCAUCGAAAGGGUCACCGUCUCCGAUGUGACCAGCACCAGCUUCCACGUGGUGUGGGCGGCGGAUCUCACCCUGCACCCCACCUUCCAGCUCACCCUGGUCCCCGCGCGGAGCCCCGCGGUGCACCUGGAGACCCAGAACGCGAGCCUGACGCUGUCGGGACUGGAGCCGGGCGUCCUGCACCUGGUGGAGAUCACGGCCCAGGCCUGUGGGAGAGGAAGGGCCCGGGCCCGCCUGAAAGUGAGGACAGCGGCCCAGAAACUCAGAGGCCGAGUGAGAGUGGUGGACGUCAGCUACGUGGACGCCUUCCGUGACGCGAGCAGCCAGGAGUACCAGGACUUCCACAAGCGAUUCCUAAGGAUGGUGCGAGCGUCCUUGCCGGCCGCCAUGCUCCGGCUCGUGGACAGUGGCGGGGUCCAGAUGGAGGUGACCGGCGUCACCAAUGGCAGCGUCGUGGUGGAGUUUAACCUGCUGAUCAUCACAGACGUGGAUGUCCGCGAGGUGUCCACCGCGUUCCUCAUGGCUUUUCAGAACGCGUCUCUGCUGGAGGUGGCCGGAGGGGACACCUUCAUCCAGGAUUACGACGAGUGUGAGAACCAGGAGCACGACUGUGAGCCGGGCGCCUCCUGCCACAACACUCUGGGCUCCUUCAUCUGCAGCUGCGUGGGCGGUGCCCCCCGCUCCCCCCUGGAAUAUUCUGGAAGACUCUGUGAAGAUGACUCUCCCAGCAACACGACCCAGGCCCCCGGACCCUCUCUGGUCCCGGGCCUGGAGCAGCUUCCCACCUCAGCAGGAACCAGGGCUGCCUCUGUGCCAGGGACCAGUCAGGGCCCCCAGGAGCCACCGCAGCGGCUGAGCCUGACCGAGGCGGUCAGGGUGCUCUGCGAGAUUGAGAAGGUGGCCAUCACCAUCCAGAGACGUUUCCUGCAGCAGGAGUCCAUCCCCGAGUCCUCCCUGUACCUGGGACACCCAUCCUGCAACGUCAGUGACCACAACAGCACGCACGUGCUCCUGGUGGCCGGGUGGAGUGAGUGCGGGACCGUCGUGCAAAGCAACAUGACGAGUACGGUGGUGAGGACCACGCUGAGGAACGACCUGUCCCCCGACGCCAUCAUCCACCACCUGAAGAUCCUGAGCCCCAUCCAUUGUGCCUUCCAGAACGACCUCCUGACGUCAUCGGGCUACACCCCAGAGUGGGGGGUUUACACCAUUAUCGAGGACCUCCACGGCUCUGGUAAUUUUGUCACCGAGAUGCAGCUAUUUAUUGGGGACUCCCCUAUACCCCGGAAUUACACCGUGUCCGCCAGCGACGACAUCAAGAUCGAGGUGGGGCUCUAUAACCAGAACAGCAACCUCAAGGUGGUCCUGACCGAGUGCUGGGCGACGCCGUCCAGCAACGCCAGGGACCCGGUCAUGUUCGUCUUCAUCAAUGACAGCUGCCCCAUCCCCAACACGCACACGCACGUGAUCGAGAACGGGGAUUCCAGCAAGGCCCAGUUUAAGCUGAAAAUCUUCUCCUUCAUCAACAACUCCAUCGUCUACCUGCACUGCCGGCUCCGCAUCUGCAUGGACUCCCCUGGGACCACAUGCAAAAUAAAUUGCGAUGACGUCCGGUCCCCAAGAAGCCGCGAAGUGUCUACAACACACCAGAUGUCCUGGGGACCCCUCAUUCGGUCUGAAGGUGAGCGCCCAGGGGCAGAGCCAGGCCUGGGAACCGGCUACCUCGUCCUCAUCGUGGUGGCCAUCUUUGCCUUGGUGGCAGGAGCAGGUACCCUCGUCCUUGUGCACUACCAGAGAAUGACCGGCAAAUAUAGCUUCAGAGCUACAGUGGAUGACGUCAGCUACCAGGCGUUCUAG
Messenger RNA from Lutra lutra (Eurasian river otter), 4062 nucleotides. It is a transcript of the gene UMODL1, whose product is annotated as uromodulin like 1. The coding region runs from base 1 to 4062 and encodes 1353 amino acids. The record is from RefSeq and is a predicted model, not a curated record. Gene Ontology annotation, molecular function: protein binding; peptidase inhibitor activity; calcium ion binding. Gene Ontology annotation, cellular component: cell surface; extracellular region. The transcript is spliced from 22 exons. NCBI's taxonomy places the organism in Eukaryota, Metazoa, Chordata, Mammalia, Carnivora, Mustelidae.